GAGCCCCCUACCAUUUCCCUUCCCCUGGCUCUGUCACUUGCCACUGCCACUGCCACUGCCUCUACCUCCGUCCCUGCUCCCAUCUAUCUUGGGCUUUUCUCCCUCCUUGUCGUUUCCCUGCUCGAGAUCUCCAUCAUAGAAAACAGCACACCCGACCCCAUUUAUCACAAGCCUCUUCUCUAAUACCGUCCCUGAACAGCUCUGCGCCACCUCACCCUGUCGCAUCCUCCACCCCUGCGACUCUCCAACCCUCCCCUCCCGACAACACAACCGCCGCAACCACAACAGCCGCCACCGCCUCGCGACAUCCUGCUACCUGAUCCGGACAGCUUGCCUCUCCGCCUCCCUGGCAAGCUGUACGCCUGACUCUCUGAUCCCCCCUACCCCAGCAGUCCCGCCACGGCCGCGUGCCCCUGCCAAGACACAUACAUGAGCAUCAUGGCCCACCCACAGCAGCCUGACGCGUUCGCCGCGUAUGGGUCCUACAAUGGCGGAAUGGGAAACAGAUCGCCAAACUCUACAAGGAAUGGCUACUCUACUCUGCCCUCGGGUAUGGGCGCAAACCGCCAGCCCAGCCAGAGGCAGCAGCAGCAGCAGCAGCAACAACAGCAGAUGGAGGCCGCCAGCCAGCAGGGCGCCUCUAUGUACCCCAUGAUGGAUCGGUACGGCAUCCUCGACAGCAUCACACGUGGGCCCCCUCCGACGGUGUCUGGCAUGCCCGGAGAGUAUAUGGCAGGCAACCAGUCCGCGUGGAACUACAACGGCGCCGGCUCCUCGGCCACCGUCAACGGCCCAAUCCCUGAUGUCAGAUCUCGGUCCGUCAACAGGAGACCAGGCAUUCCAGAUGUCAGUUCAGGCCGAUCUCCGCUGUCGCUUCUCCGAUAUCCCGCUGACCCUCACCCCCAACAGUACUGGAUGCAACAGUCUGACCCAACCAGUCAUCCCGGCAUCGGUCUUCAGGCCCCUAACCAGCCCGUCUACAACCCCCAGGGCGUCCCCUACGCCCAGGUCAUGAACGGCAUGGACCAGCUCCGAUCCCAGCCGCACAUGUUCUCCGAGGCCCGCCAGUCCCACCACGACAAGAAGGACGACCUGAUACCCACCGCCAUCGUCAUCAAGAACAUCCCCUUCAACGUCCGCAAGGAGGUCCUGCAGGCCAUCAUGAUGGAGAUGAACCUGCCCCAGCCCUAUGCAUUCAACUACCACUUUGACAAUGGCGUCUUCCGCGGCCUUGCCUUUGCCAACUUCUCGAGCGCCGACGAGACGAGACAGGUCAUUGAUCGCAUGAACCAGCUGGACGUUCAGGGGCGCAAGCUGCGGGUCGAGUACAAGAAGAUGCUGCCGGAGCACGAGCGGGAGCGAAUCGAGCGGGAGAAGCGCCAGAAGCGCGGCCAGCUGGAGGAGCAGCACCGCCCCAUGCCCGCCCUUCAGCACCAGGCCUCGCUGCAGUCCCUGCACAGCCGGGACAACGAGGCCCCUGCCUCCCGUUCCUCACCGAGCCGCGACUACGAUCUCAACGACCCCGCCACCCUGAACAACUACAUCAAGAUGCGAAACUACCGGGAGGAUGCCAACAACAACGACUACCUCGUCUUCGAUGCCUCCAUCGCCCCCGAGGAGCGCCGUGUCAUUCACAUCCUGGCCCACAACAUGGGCCUGCACCACGGCUCCUACGGCACCGGCGAGAGCCGCUGUGCAGUUGUCUGGAAGGAGAACAUGGGGCCGCCGGACCUGGCCGUCAACUCGAGUCACACGCCUGUGCCUGCCGUGGACCAGCUCCAGUACCCGGCCAACAGCAAGAGCCUGGCGCGUGCCGCCACCAUCGACUUUGGCGAGCAACGGACCUCGAGCACCAAUGGCUACGGCGCUGUCGGUCGGCACGGUAACCCGGCGCUCGAGAUCCCCGACAGCAGCCCGGACGGCAUCAACAGCAUCGCCAACCUGCGGACCAUCAGGAGUAUGGCCGAGCUCGGAAGACCCGGGCAAAACCUGCAGGCGAGGACCCCAAGUCCCCGUGAGUCGGGCUACCCGACCUCGUCCCUGCGCCUGAACGAGCAUGGUCUGUCGUCGCGCCCUGACCUCUCGAGUGCGUUCCAGGGGCUGGCUGCCACACCUACCACCCCUGGAGGUAGCCUCAACCACCGCGCGUCCGACCUCAGCCUCUCUGGUGUGACCAACAACCUGAGCUCUCUCAGCGUCGCGGAGGCCCCUUAUGAGUCGAGUCGUCUACGGGAGAACCCUGGUGCUAUUGGCAGCCAGCGGCCCGGCGUGAACGGCCUGAGUGCUCGCAACGCGCCUGAGCGCCAGCCCCGCGGUCCCGAGACCGGCUGGGAAAACGUGGGCUUCAAUGGCCGCCGGGUCAAUGGACACGCGCAGCGCGGCAGCGACUCGUCCGAGAACUUCCACGGCAGCGGCGCAAGCAGCAGCCUCUACUCCCACUAGUGUGGCGAGAUCAACCUCAAGCCUUGGCACACAUCUGGAACGAUCGAUUACCCAACCUCAAUCAAAUCCUACCCAACGAAUGUCAAGGCCACCCUUGCACGGCGCACGUCAUUGCUUUUUGAUCUAUACGUUUUUAUAUGCGAUGAAAUUUCGCGACGCUUCUGGCUUGCAGAUUUACUCCCCUCGAUUUUUCCGUUUUCAUACCAGCCGACCGUGGAAGAUAUCCUCGGCGGCCUAAUGCUACCAGAACGCGGCACACGGUCACGAAUCAACACAUCUUUGACGCCGAGCGGAGGACUUCCACCAGAUAUCGAUACCUCCACGACCUGACGACUGGACGCUUGCCAAAUCAACAAAGAAGUAGAAACGCCCAACAGCGGUUCUCGAUUGUCGAUCAGGGUUUCACAGAAUUUACAACAGAGAGCUUAUAUGGGCGACCAUUUUAUGCCGUACGACUCAGCAUUCACGGGGCAUUGGCUGAAGGGGCUUGACGGGCUCACGUUCCCACACCGGUCAAGUCCCGGAGUCCAGGGCUCUCGCAAAUCGAGGCUACCCACUUCCACCAAGCGCGUCCUCGGCAGAGGGCGCGCUCCUCGACCAUGCCCCGACGACCGUUAUGCCUUUACGACGAUACGUCUAGAUGGCCUCUAGAUCAUCCUGUUCUCAAGAACGGACACAACAAAACACAACAGACCCCUUGGCUUUCGGCCCCUCAGCCACCAUCUAAUUAUGACGAAAUCCGACGUCGCUUGCUUGCAAUGUCUUCAGGCGUGGGCCUUUGUCCCCGCCCCGCCUCCCGGUCAGACGCCGAUGGAGUUCCUCGGCCGUCCCCUCUGCAAUGUUUAUCGGUUUUCCAACCUCAAAAAGUUUGGUGAUGGACCUUUGCUCUCGGGUCCUUGUAUCAUUAUUAUGACCCUUCCCACGACAGAUGAUAUAUGGAUUACAGCCCCCCGCCCCCCUGUUUCAAUAUCCCUCUCUCCCCCGUUUGAUCACGGCACAAUCAACCACGUCUUCUUUUUUGGCCUGCAUCCCUUGUAGUAUUACCAUCACAUUCGUUUAUGGCUUAUAAUGGACAUCAUCUUGGCGGACCUCGAAGCUCUUAUUGGACGGCUUAUACCAGCCUGGAAGACCAUGCUCUUGUGACGACAACUUAGACAUGGUGGGAUUCUCAUUCAGGGUAUGGCGGUUGAAGGUGGGACCGACGUCAAAGUGUUGCUGGUUGGUGCACUGAGUGAGUUUGAUUUCAGGGUCGCCAUGGCAAGGAAAGGAGGGGGAAUUUAUUUGGAGAAGCGCCUCAGCUCGGCUGUCGGGACCGGCGUAGCUUCUUGGUAACGCACACACAGACACGUCUUUUGCAUGGAAACGGAGUGAAAGGGGUUGGUUGGCUGACUUGAAUAAUGCCAAUGUUGGUUGACCUUUGGUAUAUUCCCCUGGGGUGGUUUGGUGGGCGGGUGGAGGAUUUUAAAGUCUUAAUGUUGGAGGGAGGGAGGGAGGCAGGGGGAGGUCACAAAAAAAGGAGAGAAAUCUAUUUUUCCUUUUUUUACUUUCUUCAGCACGCACGCACGCACAGAGAUACCGGAGUCGGGGAAUUACAUAGUUGGUCGACAUAGCGCUUUUGGGCUGGUGGGUUGAGUCGAGUUGAGUUGAGUUAGUCUGUGAGUGAGUUGAGUGAUGAAACUGAGAGAGAAUUCCAACCAACCAGCCCGAUGAGACGAAGUGCUGAAUUAAUGGGGAGGUGAAACCAUUGUGUGUGGUCUAAGUGUCUUGUGUCUUGUGUGUGUGAUUGUAUGUGAGAGUGAUUACUUGUUGAUGUGUAGUUUGAUGUGUGGAUGAAGUGCAAUACAUGUCUGUCUACAUACCUAGGUAUGGUCCGGGUUGCUUGCUUGCCCAGGUACAUUUGUAUGUCCG
Molecule: messenger RNA, 4350 nt
Organism: Diaporthe batatas
Lineage: Eukaryota; Fungi; Ascomycota; Sordariomycetes; Diaporthales; Diaporthaceae
Exons: 3
Coding region: 430-2442 (670 amino acids)
Molecular function (GO): RNA binding
Source: RefSeq, a predicted model, not a curated record